AUAGUGGGACUGGCGUCGGCGGCGAGCGCUUCCAGUGGUCACGGUGCUCGGGUGAGGACGUUUCCUCAGACCGCCGUCUCUGGGCCGAGGUGGAGGCUGAACGAGGAGGGCCGUCCACUACCUUUCAGACGAGGGUACCCUAGAAGCUUCGUCUUCAACGUCCUGCCACGAGCCAGGACACCGCGCCGCCGACUCACUGAACACGAUCGAUUCUGCCGACACACCGACUCGGGGUGUUGAUGUCCGGCGCAGUUCCGGGACCGGGACAAAGGCCGACGGAGGAGCGGGAGCCGCACGAGCUGCACUGCGUCCACCGGCCGUGUCAGUGGACAGAGCGGGUGGUCCAACAGUGUGUGGACGGUACUGAGCUCUGUCCACCGGAGCCGACCACGGCGGAGGCGGCGAAUAUCAGAUGGAGAUGACAGAUGUGCGUGAAGACCUGGCCGCCCUUCGCCGGGAGGUGGCCUCCCUUCGCGAGGAGGUGGCCAAAGUCCAGGGGGAGAACGCCGCACCACACGGUGCGGUGGUCCUCCUGGAGCAAGCACUGGUUGAAGAGCGGACCACUCGCCAGACCGUGGUGGAGGAUCGCUACGGUUUGGCGUGUGGCGUGUUUCUACUCGGUUUGGUGUGUUUCUACUGCGUCCGCCGGCGAGCGGCGCCAUCCGGCCGUCCCCAGGGUAAAAUUUCAAAAGCGUGUCAUGACGUCACAGUACAGACGGAGCCGCAGCCACCGGCAGACAGUGAUACCACAGUGCUGAGAGAGGCGCUAAGGACCGUGACGACGUUCGACGCUCCGUCAGCCCUUGGCGAGGACCAGCUGACGGCGCUCCUGCAGAGUCUUCCCCGCUUGGAGGAGCUGACCGUCAGGGUCCCGUCCUUCGGAACGGGGCGGUGGCUGCGGCUGCUGCCGACGUCACUGAGGACGCUAUACGUUGCCGGGCCGGAGGUGACGAAGCCGAGGUGGCCGGGACGGUACGGGAGUGGUCUGUCGGUAUCUCUCCAGGGGGUGGCUGCCGAUACCAUCAGUCACCUGGCCACGGAGCUGGGGUCUCGGAUUACGCUACUUGUCACGGAUGCACAAAUUACUACUAUUCCAAGUCAACUUCGUGGUGCCAUCAUCAGGGUGGACCCAAACACUGUCAUCCUUCCGGUCGGAGUCGGUGACAGCGAGCUGACGGAGCUGCGGAGCUCACGGGAGACUGUGAAGCGGCUGUCAGUCUCCGCCGCCGACCUCCCGCGACUGAGGGGGCAGCUGCCGGAGGGCCUCCAGCGCCUCAAUGUCAGAGGGCCGGAGGUGACGGAGCCGAGGUGGCCGGAAUGGAACCCGUUGGCUCGUGGUGCCCUGAGCUGCGGUGGCUGUCAGUCACCCCCGCCGACCUCCCGCGACUGA
This is a messenger RNA of Amphibalanus amphitrite, 1390 nucleotides long. RefSeq lists its product as uncharacterized. The transcript has 8 exons. The record is from RefSeq and is a predicted model, not a curated record. NCBI's taxonomy places the organism in Eukaryota, Metazoa, Arthropoda, Thecostraca, Balanomorpha, Balanidae. Bases 413 to 1390 code for a protein of 325 amino acids.